Messenger RNA from Pestalotiopsis fici W106-1, 3939 nucleotides. RefSeq lists its product as uncharacterized. Lineage: Eukaryota; Fungi; Ascomycota; Sordariomycetes; Amphisphaeriales; Sporocadaceae. The record is from RefSeq and is a predicted model, not a curated record. The transcript has 2 exons. Bases 1 to 3939 code for a protein of 1312 amino acids.
AUGUCAUCAUAUCCUAUUUCAGAAAAUUCAUGGGCUACCAAGAGUCAAUUGCUGGCAUCAAAUAUAACUCAAGACCAUGUCGACGCCCUUCGAGCAUCCCCUCUGCCAGAUACGCAGGUCGAACCGGAAUGUUUGGAGCCUCCCUCUGGCCAGGGUGAUAAUUUCGACAUGAUGAUGGCUGCAAACGAGCUGCAGCAUGAGCCACGCGAUGAGACACUUGGCCAGCUCAUUUCCCGCCCUAUCGAGUCCAUUGAGGAUAUUUCAGAUGGCUUCUCAUUUGCAACUUUCUCUUCCAAGCCUGCUCUUCCAAAAACUUACACCGACAGACAUCCUGCAGCCCAGAAUCCUCCAGUUCAUACCGAACCCCAACACAGAAUUACCAAUGCUGAGCCUCUCAUAGCUCCAUCUACCAUGGCUUCUGCGCCCAGGUCUCAGAUGACUCACAUGAGUCCCAUAUCAUACGAGGCCCCUCGUGUCAGAAGAAGCCCCAUCGCCAGACCAACGAAAGAUCUCUCAAAAAACUCUGAGGCAUCUACCACGAAGGCUAGCGGGAGCAUUGAAACAUCUUUGACAUCAGGAAUACCACAAAACUCCAGUAACAACAACGAUCCCCAGGUCCGUCAAGUUCCUCACAGCUCUGAAGGCUCCGAUACCACUUCACGACCGUCGACAAGCCGUGCUCGAGUUGAAAGUUUGAGGCUGGAGUUGGAGCAAGGCUCCCAGAUUAGAGGCAACGCUCAAAUUUCCUCCAAGGAUGGCGGCGAGAUUGCCUACGAUCAACAGCACAAGCACAAUGAUGGCCACAACAACUCCGAGCAUGAGCAAAUAGACGAACCCGAUUUCCACCACCAUUCUUUACAGACUGCAACUCACCACCACCACCGAGACAAAUAUUCUCGACGAGGUGUAUCACAGGAGCAGGUCUCUCAAAGAAUGGAACAGGCUACACGGGAUGAAGCUUGCCGGUCUCGAGACUCCAAUGCAUCAUUUCCCAUUACCAUUCCCCACCAUGGACAAAACGCUGAAGUGCACGCUGAUACUCCAAGAUCCCAUAAACGUACAUCAUCAAUUGCCACUCAUCGAACAGAGCAGUCCAACAAUGGCCCCGAGGUCAUAGAUUUGCCGUGGCAGUCACAUGCAUCACAGCCGUAUCGUCAUCGCCGAAGAGUUCGGGCGGGCCAAGAACACGGAACAGCAAACAGGCCACUUGACAAGUCGCGCCCCAAUGAACCAUCUCUGCGUCCCAACUCCCAAAACUCAAAUAUUUCCAAGACAAGAGUGCCAGCGAAACACCACGGACGACAUGCUUCGCCAGCCGAGUCCUCACGGCAUCGUGAUUCCACUGCUCCAACGCACUUGCGCAAGGCUGCCUCCAGAAAUCAUAGAACCCUGGUCAACUCUUGGAAUCGAUACUUUAGCACUCACUAUGAACAACAAGAUGCACUUGAAAAAGAGAUUUCCGACCUCAAAGCCGAUCUCGAAGAGUGUAGUGAUGUGAUUGCCCAGUUGGAAGAGGAUGCCCUUGAUCAAGCAAAAGCAUAUCACCAUCAAAUCAACAUGCAGAGCAACACCAUCAACAAGCUGAGAGCAGAAGGCUCAGACCUAAGAACCCACCUGGCUCAAUCGAAGACUGCCUUUAGCGAAAAGGAGGAAAGGUAUGAGACGCUAGUCGAGAAGUGUCGCCAGUACAAGGAUUGUUUCAACAAAGCUAUUGCUGAGCAUCAACAACUCUACACCAAGACCAAGCAAAACUUCAAGAAUAUCGUGGCACAGAUCAAGGAGGAAUUUGAGGCGGAGCAAAAAGACAAAGACAAGAUCAUUCGCGAGAUUCUGGAUCAAACUGAGUCGAUACGCACCAGCUUCCGAAAGAGAGCUAAUUUGACUGACCGCGAAGCAAAACAUCAGUUCUUGACGAUGGCCAAUACAAUAAAGGCGCUAAAGGUUGAGUUGGCGGAGCGUCAGCGCGAGUUGACACAAGAAAGGCAAAACUCGGAGAUGGCCCGAGACGAGCUUGAACAAGCUCGAGAUAAAAAUGCGCAGGCUCUGGAGGAUUUGUCUGCCCAAAACACCAAGAUUCUUGAAACAAUGGAGUCGCACUACCAUAAUAGCCAAGAAUCUACAGCCGUGACCGAGGGGAUAGGUGAAAGAUUGGACUCAUUGUGCCAGUCAAUGAAUGAUCUCCAACAGCUUAUGCCCAAUCCCGCAGUCCUCACAGAUGAUAUCUCAUCUCUUGGCCAGGAUAUUACCACUCUAAUCACCACGAAGUUUGGUGAUCUCGGCUCCAGAAUAUCAGAUAUUGAUUGUGGCCAGAAAAACCACAGUCCGAAGAUUGAUCGAAUCGUCAAUGUGUGUCGUGCCAUUGAUGAACGUAUGCAGAACGAGGAUGGUGUUGCGUACUGGCAGAGUAAGUGCCAAGAAGCUGAUCAAAACCUUCGUAUGCUGGAAGAGCACACCCGAAGGGUACAGGGUGAAGUCGACGUUGCUUCGAGGCACAACCAAGAUCUGUCUGCCACAAACGAUAACCUCAUCGCCGAAGUUACCUCUCUUCAAAAUCGGAUUGGCUCCCUUCAGGAGAGCCUGCAGGCUGCAGGAAAGAACGCGGCAGUGAAUGACGGCAAAAUCAAGCAGUUGCUGAGUGUCAAGGAUGCCGAGAUCACGGAGUUGCAGUCAAAGCUUGAGCAUUGCAAGAUUGAUCAAGAGAAAUUACAGCAAGAUCUUCGGGCUCGCGACGACGAUAAACUGACUCUUAUGACAACUCAUCAGGAUGAGGUUGAUGGGUUACAGAGGAAGUGUGCCACUACCGAGAAUCAACUCGAGGCAACUGAAAAUGCUCGGGGCGAGCUUGCAAAGGAGUUGCAGGUAGCCAAGAACAAGAUUGAGGACCUAUCCAAAAACGAUGGAGCUGAACAGGUGAUCACCUUCUUGAAGGAGGAAAUCAGAGUACUUUCUGAAGUGGUCAAAGAACAAAAACGCAUUGACACGAAGCUUGAAAAUACAGCAGCAUAUUGCCACGCAGGUGAUGUGAGACUCGCUGCUUUGGCCAAACAGUAUGAUGUCUUGACGAAGAAGUAUUCUGAAGCCAGCAAGGAAAAUGACGAUCUAGCUGAGAUGAAGUCCCAAUACAUUGAGUUGUAUCAGAAGGUGUCCAGACUUUCAAUCUCAGGUGCAGAUACCCAAGAAACAGCCCUCACUCCAGCAAUGGACACGGAAGAGAUGUCUAGGAUGAGACGGGUAACAGUGAAGUCACCCGUGGAAGAACCGGUCCCAGCGGCCCCAAGUAUCGAGGAAGAGCGAGACAGGCGUCGCUCGAGUGUCCCUAGAAAGUCCAACUUGAGAGCCACAGCUCACAGCAAUUUGGCGGGACUUCAAACGGCUGUGGAAACCAAGACAUCCUCCUCCCAGGAGAAUGCUAUCGAAGAGCAAGCCUUUGUGGAUUCAGAACCGGUUGACCUCGGCAAAAGAGGCGUAUUUUCCAAUCGCAGCUCCUUUAAUCGACCGGUUCGAGGUGGAAAUCCAGGAGAUUCUGCAGUGACCACCAAUAACAGCGACAAGAAACGACGGAAGCUAUCCGAGGUUUUGAGUCAGCAAGCAUCUGCACAAAGUAUUGCCGACUACCCUCAAGAUGAGCGCGAUUCUUUGUUUGUGCCCAAGCGCAAUACACGGUCUAAGUCCGGGAAAUCUGUGUCUAAUCACAUGGCGAGUGAUGGCGACUUGAAUGACGAAGAUGGGGCAAAUGUGAGAGAAUAUGAUGCACCGAGAUCAUCGGUCAGCUAUGGCCAAAGCAAACGCCUACAUCGAAAUUCGUUUCUGGUCACCUAUGGGAACCAAAAUCAAGAUUUGCCCGUUCAGACUGCUUCAGCGAGCAGUCAACCAAUUAGCGCUACAACUAUUGCACCGGCCGGCUCGAAGCGAAAGCGCUCAGCGUCAAUUGGAUCUUGA